AUGCAAACCUCCAUCCUCCUUACCGCCACCUUUGUGGUUUCAGUAUCGGCACUGGCCCAGCCGGCCCCGGCCCCGACUCCGGCACCGAUCCUAGCCCGCGAUGACGCCGACUGCCUCCACGAACUCCAGCAAAUCACGGCCGGUAUGCCGCCGGCCCCAACAGGCGCUCUGGCAAGCUGGUUCAACGACAACGACCAAAUGUCAUCCGUCCUAGAAGUCAUCAACGACGGUGCGCAGAUCACCAACGUCGCGGAUGUGUGCAAGGUCGCCAUGAGCACGCCCACCCCCCCGGCCUCGUUGUCGAGCUCUUGGAGCGCGUACAUGAACAGUCUCGAAAGGUGGCAGUCCACCGCUGCAGGCGAUCUCAGCAGUGCCGCUGCUGAAUGCACGGGAGACGGUGCUGCGGGCAUCGCGGGGGCUGGGCUGGAGCUUAUUGUGGCCACCGACGUUCCACAGUGCACGGCUGCUCUGGACAAGUACAACGAUGCCGUUGACUCUGCUGGGUCAGCCACGCAGAGAUUUGUGUCUGCCGCCGCGGGGGUCGCGACCCUUGCCGCUGUCUUUGCCUUGUUCUAG
Messenger RNA from Dichotomopilus funicola, 576 nucleotides. RefSeq lists its product as uncharacterized. The coding region runs from base 1 to 576 and encodes 191 amino acids. The record is from RefSeq and is a predicted model, not a curated record. Lineage: Eukaryota; Fungi; Ascomycota; Sordariomycetes; Sordariales; Chaetomiaceae. The transcript has a single exon.